Conger conger (European conger) is the source of this 979-nucleotide messenger RNA. Its product is annotated as proteasome subunit alpha type-7-like. The record is from RefSeq and is a predicted model, not a curated record. Gene Ontology annotation, cellular component: proteasome core complex; nucleus; proteasome core complex, alpha-subunit complex. Bases 158 to 898 code for a protein of 246 amino acids. The transcript has 7 exons. Lineage: Eukaryota; Metazoa; Chordata; Actinopteri; Anguilliformes; Congridae. Gene Ontology annotation, biological process: ubiquitin-dependent protein catabolic process.
AAAUGAAAAAGUGUGUUCUCCCGGAAGAGGCGCUGCGGCAUGAUUUUGCUGUUUUGCGCUUCACGUUACUUUCGAUUUCGGUAUUUCUUGAUUUUCAAAGGAGUUUCCUCUCUUAGCAAAGUUGGCCAACUUUAAAUACGUGGAUUCUUAAACGACCAUGAGUUACGACCGCGCUAUCACUGUCUUUUCGCCGGACGGUCACUUGUUCCAGGUGGAAUAUGCCCAGGAAGCUGUCAAAAAGGGUUCAACAUCUGUUGGAGCAAGAGGCAAAAAUAUCGUUGUGCUGGGUGUAGAGAAGAAAUCUGUGGCCAAACUCCAAGAUGACAGGACCGUUCGCAAGAUCUGCGCGCUUGAUGAUCAUGUGUUCAUGGCCUUUGCAGGUCUGACAGCAGAUGCCCGAAUUGUAAUUAACAGAGCAAGAGUGGAGUGUCAGAGUCAUAGAUUGACUGUAGAAGAUCCUGUCACCGUUGAAUACGUCACCCGCUACAUUUCCAGCAUGAAACAGCGGUACACUCAGAGCAAUGGCCGCAGACCAUUUGGAAUUUCUUCUCUCAUUGUGGGCUUUGACUUUGACGGAUCACCAAGGCUUUACCAGACGGACCCCUCAGGAACAUAUCAUGCUUGGAAGGCAAAUGCCAUUGGGAGAUCAGCUAAAACUGUGCGGGAGUUCCUGGAGAAGAACUACAAAGAAGAGGAAAUGGAGUCAGACACAGCCACCAUAAAGCUGGUCAUCAAAGCUCUGCUUGAGGUGGUUCAGUCUGGAAGCAAGAACAUUGAGCUGGCCAUUAUGAAACGCAAUGAGCCUUUGAAGAUUUUGGAUCAAGAAGAAAUUGAAAACUAUGUCUCAGACAUUGAGAAGGAAAAGGAAGAAGCUGAAAAGCAGAAGAAGAAAACCUAGAACCGCUUUUUGGUGCUGUGACCAGAUUUCUUUCCAAAUUAAUGUGCCUCUAAUUUCCAAUAAAUGGUUUGUUUACAAGUA